AUGGGAGAUGCAUACACGAGAAUCUCUAUGUAUUGUGCUUUCUUCCUUUUCAUCGGCCUGCAGUUCGCGCAUGGAGAUGUGAGCUACUCUGUCGCAGAGGAGAUGAAACGCGGGUCUGUGAUUGGAAAUAUAGCCAAAGAUCUUGGGCUCGGGAUUGCUUCACUGUCUUCGCGUAAAGCUCGCAUUGACACGGACAGGAAUGGCAAAAGGUACUGUGAUAUUAAUCUAAGCACCGGGAAUUUGAUUGUCACUGAGAGGAUCGACAGGGAAAAUAUUUGUGGUAAGAAAGCGACCUGCGUUUUAAAGGAAGAGCUUGUCUUGGAAAACCCUUUGGAGCUUCAGCGUAUCAGUAUUCACGUGCAAGAUAUAAACGACAACGCCCCUGAGUUUAGUGAAGACUUGAUUUCAUUUGAAAUAAGAGAAUCAGCAGACAAAGGCGCAAGAUUCCUGCUUACUGAAGCCCAUGAUGCUGAUAUUGGCACAAAUGCGGUGCAACGCUACAGUUUACAAACUAAUGAAUAUUUCACAAUUAAUGUGAAUACAGAGAUUAGUGGACGGAAACACUCCGAACUGGUUUUGGCAAAAGAAUUAGACCGAGAGCAAGAGAACGAAUUGAAAUUGGUGCUUACAGCUUUGGAUGGUGGAUCUCCUCAGAGAUCAGGCACUGCGAUCAUACAUGUUACUGUAUUGGAUGCUAAUGAUAAUGCUCCAGUGUUCAGCCAGGCCGUUUAUAAAUCCAGUCUACCCGAAAACUCCCCUUUAGACACUGUAGUGGUCACAGUGAGCGCAACUGAUGCAGACGCAGGACCCAAUGGUGAUAUAACGUAUAAUUUUGAUCAUGUGUCUGAUGACCACGUGUCUUUCUCACUCGAUCAUAAGACAGGGGAGAUAAAAGUCAAAGGCUCUAUUGAUUAUGAAACGGAAAAUUCCAUUGAAUUACGAGUGAGAGCAAAAGACGGACCAGGUCUUACCUCGUAUUGUACCGUAGUCAUAGAUAUAACUGAUGUCAAUGACAACCCACCAGCUAUCAGUUUAAAAUCCCUGUCUAACCCCAUACCUGAGAACGUGUCACCUGGUACAGAGGUGGGAAUCAUUAAUGUACAGGACAGAGACUCUGAGAAUAACAGACAGGUCCGCUGCUCCAUCCAGCAAAACGUCCCUUUUAAGUUGGUUCCUUCUAUCAAAAACUAUUAUUCUCUGGUGACCACAGGACAUCUGGACCGUGAACUAGUGUCUGAUUACAACAUUACAAUCACUGCCACUGACGAGGGCUCUCCACCUCUAUCCUCCUCUAAAACUGUUGAGUUAUCUGUAGCUGACAUCAACGACAACCCACCUGUGUUUGAGGAACAGUCCUACAGCGCAUAUGUGAAUGAAAAUAACAAACCUGGCUCCAAUUUAUGUUCCGUUACUGCUCGAGAUCCUGACUGGAGACAAAACGGUACAGUGAUUUAUUCUCUGUUAGCUGGUGAGGUGAAUGGUGCACCAGUGUCCUCCUAUCUAUCUGUUAAUGGAGACACAGGAGUGAUCCACGCUGUGAGGUCAUUUGAUUAUGAACAGUUUAGGAGUUUUAAAGUCCACGUUAUGGCCAGAGACAAUGGUUCUCCUCCACUCAGCAGCAACGUGACUGUGAGCGUGUUCAUAUCAGAUGUGAAUGACAACUCUCCUCAGAUACUAUACCCUGCCCGUGAAGGCAACUCAUUCAUGACUGAGCUGGUCCCCAAAGCUGCACAUGGAGGCUCUCUGGUGUCCAAAGUGAUAGCGGUGGACGCAGACUCUGGACAGAACGCUUGGCUGUCCUAUCAUAUAGUCAAAUCCACUGAUCCUGGACUUUUCACUAUUGGUCUCCACAGUGGAGAGAUCAGGACACAGCGGGACAUUUCUGAAUCAGACAGCAUGAAACAGAACCUUAUUGUGGCAGUGAAAGAUAAUGGACAGCCCUCUCUCUCCGCCACCUGUUCCAUAUAUUUACUUAUUUCUGAUAACUUGGCUGAGGUGCCAGAACUGAAGGACAUUUCUUAUGAUGAGAAGAAUUCCAAACUGACUUCUUAUCUGAUAAUUGCUCUGGUGUCUGUGUCCACCUUCUUUCUGACCUUCAUUAUCAUCAUCCUGGGUGUGAGGUUUUGUCACAGGAGAAAGCCCAGACUGUUGUUUGAUGGAGCAGUUGCCAUCCCCAGCGCUUAUCUCCCUCCUAACUAUGCAGAUGUUGAUGGCACAGGAACUUUACGCAGCGCUUACAAUUAUGACGCCUACCUGACAACAGGUUCAAGAACAAGUGACUUUAAGUUUGUGACAUCUUACAAUGACAACACGCUGCCUGCUGACCAGACUCUGAGGAAAAGUCCAUCAGACUUUCUUGAAGCUUUCGGAGAUUGCGAUUCUUCUCCUGAGGUAAGAGUGUCAAGCCUGUGA
This is a messenger RNA of Mugil cephalus (flathead mullet), 2412 nucleotides long. Its product is annotated as protocadherin beta-16-like. Gene Ontology annotation, biological process: homophilic cell-cell adhesion. The record is from RefSeq and is a predicted model, not a curated record. Gene Ontology annotation, molecular function: calcium ion binding. Gene Ontology annotation, cellular component: plasma membrane. Bases 1 to 2412 code for a protein of 803 amino acids. The transcript has a single exon. NCBI's taxonomy places the organism in Eukaryota, Metazoa, Chordata, Actinopteri, Mugiliformes, Mugilidae.